Molecule: messenger RNA, 2885 nt
Organism: Polistes dominula (European paper wasp)
Lineage: Eukaryota; Metazoa; Arthropoda; Insecta; Hymenoptera; Vespidae
Gene: gro
Product: TLE family member transcriptional corepressor groucho
Biological process (GO): regulation of DNA-templated transcription; negative regulation of canonical Wnt signaling pathway
Cellular component (GO): transcription regulator complex; nucleus
Molecular function (GO): protein binding; transcription corepressor activity
Source: RefSeq, a predicted model, not a curated record
AGGUGAAAGAAGAAAGAAAGAAAGAAAGAAAGAAAGAAAGAAAUAGAAAAUAGAAAUCAAGAAACAAAACUAAUGGAAUUUAUCGUAAAUCGUCGAGAUGAUGGAAAAAGUAUUCGAACUGAAUAAUGGAGCUCAUGAAGUGACCAUAAAAGAAGGACACUCCGUAAACGUGUGACUCGUGUAAGGAAAACUAGUCAAGAAAAAUUAAGAUGUACCCCGCGCCGGCGAGACACCCAGCCGCUCCCGGCGGCGGAGGAAGCGGCGGGGCUGCGGGAGGGCUGAAAUUCACGGUGGCCGACACUUGUGAAAGGAUCAAAGAGGAAUUCAAUUUCAUCCAGCAACAGUACCAUUCGUUAAAACUCGAAUGCGAAAAGCUGGCCAAUGAAAAGACCGAAAUGCAGAGGCAUUAUGUCAUGGUAAGACACUUUUAUUACGAGAUGUCGUAUGGCCUCAACGUGGAGAUGCACAAACAGACGGAGAUAGCAAAGAGGUUGAACGCGAUAAUCGUCCAAUUACUGCCAUUUUUGGCACAAGAGCAUGGCUUACAGCAUCAGCAGCAGGUGGCCAAUGCUGUAGAAAGGGCGAAACAAGUUACCAUGUCCGAGCUGAACGCCAUCAUAGGGAAUAACAACCAAAUGUAUCUUAUGCAACAGCAACAACAACAGCAAGGACUACAACAAUUGUUGCAACAAAUACACGCGCAACAAUUGCCACACGGUGCUGUGGUCGGUGGAUUACCACCAGGUGGAUUGUUGGGUUUUGCCGGUGCAGCAGCCGCAGCAGCAGCGGCAGGAGUCCCACCUCACCUGGCCCCACCAGCCCAUCCCGCUGCCGCGGCCGCAGCGGUUCAGGCCCAAGCUCAGGCCCUUUUAAAACCUGCCGAUUUGCAACAACAUAGGGCGGCUGCGGAAACGCCCGAAGAUAGAAAACCAAUUGCACUUACCGACGAGAGACUACGACAAUCUGUUUCACCACCUGAAAAGUUUCGUGCACGUACGCCUGACCUUGAAAGUGAUCCCAAAAGGCGGAAGGAAGAAAAACUCGGUCAUGAUAGCGACGGGGAGAAAAGUGAUCAAGACUUGGUCGUUGACGUAGCGAACGAGGAAGGAUCAUCACCACAUGCGAAUGGGGAACAUUCGGAUCCACGAGAAAAUGGUACCCUGGAAAAGCAUGGUGCACCUGGCCAUAUUGGAGGACCAGCAUCGGGAGUAGGUUCAACGUCAGUCAAGGACAGACCACCUUCUCGAAGCGGAAGUUCUUCCGCUCGUAGUACGCCGUCUCUGAAAAGUAAAGAUGUCGACAAACCGGGUACACCUGUGGCGGCGGCGAGGGGCUCGCGCAGUUGUACGCCAACUAUGGGCGGCAUCCCUGGGCCCUUGGCAUCGCGGGUCUAUCAUCCGCCAUCGUCGCAGCAAACGCCACCACAGGGUUAUCAGGGCUUGCCAUCCCGCGGCAAUGAGCCGUCGCAGUCGCCCUCGCCCUACAACAACUUGCCCUACGCCAGACCAUCCAUGGUGACUUUCGAUCCCAUCAAUCUCCUCGGUUUCGACGGUCACGUGAGGAUACCCUCGAGUAACGGAUUGAACAGCAUUCCGGGUGGCAAACCAGCAUAUUCCUUCCAUAUGAACGGCGAGGGCCAACUGCAACCAGUAUCUUUCCCCGCGGAGGCACUAACUGGACCAGGUAUACCUCGUCACGCGCGUCAAAUUAACACAUUGACUCACGGUGAGGUCGUAUGCGCGGUCACGAUAUCCAAUCCAACAAAAUACGUUUACACCGGUGGGAAAGGGUGCGUCAAAGUCUGGGACAUUGGUCAAGGUAGCAACAUUAGCGCUAAACCUGUCUCGCAAUUGGAUUGUUUGCAACGCGACAAUUACAUCAGGUCGGUUAAAUUAUUGCCAGACGGUAGAACGUUGAUAGUAGGCGGUGAGGCAAGUCAACUGAGCAUCUGGGACCUGGCCAGCCCAACGCCAAGGAUCAAGGCCGAGUUGACCUCCUCAGCGCCAGCCUGUUACGCAUUGGCCAUCUCCCCAGACUCCAAAGUCUGUUUCAGUUGUUGUAGCGACGGUAAUAUCGCGGUAUGGGAUCUUCAGAAUCAAACGUUGGUCAGACAAUUUCAAGGACACACGGACGGGGCUUCUUGCAUAGACAUAUCGGCAGACGGCUCGAAACUUUGGACCGGGGGACUUGACAAUACCGUAAGAUCAUGGGAUCUUAGGGAAGGAAGACAAUUACAACAACACGAUUUUACAUCUCAAAUAUUUUCAUUGGGUUAUUGUCCAACCGGUGAAUGGUUAGCGGUCGGCAUGGAAAAUUCAAACGUCGAGGUUCUUAAUGCAACAAAGUUGGAUAAAUAUCAAUUACAUCUUCACGAGUCUUGCGUACUUUCGUUACGUUUUGCAUCGUGUGGCAAGUGGUUUGUUUCCACUGGCAAGGACAACUUACUCAACGCAUGGCGUACACCUUAUGGGGCAUCGAUAUUUCAAUCGAAAGAAUCCUCGUCUGUGCUGAGCUGCGACAUUUCUGCCGACGACAAAUACAUUGUGACUGGAUCCGGCGACAAGAAGGCCACUGUCUACGAAGUGAUUUACUUCUAAGAAAACUUAUGUCUGCCGGGCAAGAUAGAAGAAUCCCCUAAAACAUUUUGUUCACCCGUUCGUUACCACUCGAACUACACCGGGGUAUCAUCCACUGUCCCCCCCUUUUUUAGUUGACUUCUUGACUUCUUCUUUCCUUUUUUCUUUUUUAUCAACAACAACAACAAGAACAUCAACCUUUUCAUCUUUCUCACCUUUUCCAUCACCUUAACCUGUUCUUCUACUUCUUCUUCUACUUCUUCUUCUUCUAUUUGUAUUCUUUCUCUAAUCGAAAGCAAGGAAGGAAAA